This is a messenger RNA of Rattus norvegicus (Norway rat), 6179 nucleotides long. NCBI's taxonomy places the organism in Eukaryota, Metazoa, Chordata, Mammalia, Rodentia, Muridae. The record is from RefSeq and is a predicted model, not a curated record.
ACUUGCUUCUUGGUCAUGAUGUUUGUGCAGGAAUAGAAACCCUCCCUAAGACGGGGUGAAUGCAGGACCAUACUCCUUCCCACCCUUUGCAUUCUGUUGGCAAGAACAAGAAUCACUACCCACAGGACCAAGUUAAAUCCAGCACAACCUCAUUUUAACUGAUUAUUUUUGCAGAAAUCUAUCCCAAGUAAGGUCACACACUGAGAUUCUGUGUGGGCACGAAUUUAUGUGUGGGGUUACAAUUCAGCCUGCUCGAGUAAUUACAGUAAUCCAUAUAUACUUACUUAAAAAAGGUUCUGUUUUUAAAGAUUUAUUUAUGUAUAUGAGUGUUCCAGCUUCAUGUACACCCUGUGUGCCAGAAGAGGGCAUCGGAUCCCAUUACAGAUGGUUGUGAGCCACCAUGUGGUUGCUGGGAAUUGAGCUUAGGACCUCGGGAGGAGCCAUGACUGGCUCUUAACAACUGAGCCAUCUCUCCAGCCCAUAUAUAUACAUGUAAAAUGAACAAAACAUAAAAGUUAUAAAUUUUUUACUUAUGUGUGUUUGUGUAUAUGUGCCAUGUGUGGGGCAACUGAGGAGGCCAGUAGAGGGCAUCAGAUCCCCUAGAGCAGGAGUUGCAGGUGAUUGCGAGCUGCCUGGUGUGGGUGCUGGGAACUGAAACGUGGGUCCUUUGCAGGAACAGCAUGCAGGCUUAACCACAGGGGCAUCUCUUCGGCCCUUAAUUUUGAUCUUUAAAAAAUAACACUUUAUAAGAGCUGAGGUCUAGCUUCAAGGUUAGAGUACAUUGUAACUUUUUUUUAAAAGAAAAAUCCCGAAUCGCCAUCCCACCCCUUUUCUAACUUAGAAUUUGAGUCCCUAUGUGUUUUGUGGCUGAGUCGGCACUCCUAUACCUGACUUCUGAGCCCUUCCAUCCUUCCCAAGGCAAUGUGUGUGUUUAUUCCCUUACUAGUAGACACGUGUGUGUCAGUUGUCAGCCUGUCUCUAAGCCCAUGUAUUUUUGUGAUGCUGUGGUCAUCUUUGCCAGCCAGCCUGUUGGGGGCGCUAUAGGGAGACUGAAAGGCUGGAUAGCAGAGAGGGGUUAACUCCUUCCUGUUUGCCCCUGGGCCCUUCAGGGGGUUUCCUCUUAGAGUUCCUGUGAGGGGUCCACCGGCAGUUCAGGUCAGGAGAGGCAGGCAGUUCCUUCUGACAGCAGCUGAGUCCAGUAGGAAGCCUGAGAGCCAGAGCCAAGCCCAGUGUUCCCCAGAGUCACCAGGCCAGUGGACAGCUGCCUUCCUCAGAUAGUUUCUGACUGUAGCUCUGACAGUUUUGGAACACCCUCAUAGACCACACUGGUGUCAAAUUCAGAGAUCUGCCCACCUCUGUCUUCCAGUUCUGGGAUUAAAGGCGUGAGUUACCAUGCCCAGUUUCUGGGUUUUUCUUUUGUUUUUGUUUUUGUUUUUUGUUUUUUUUAGACUUUUUAACUACCAAUUUGGUUUCCUUAAUAGAGAUAGGACUGUUUUGAUUAUUUCUUCUUUAGUAAAUUUUGGUGGUUUGUAAUCAUCAAGUAACUGGAUUAUUUGCCUGAGAUGUUGAAUUUGUCUUAUCCCCCCUGUUAUUGUGGUAUAGCUCUCUUUUACUCAAGGUAUUUGUCAUUUGUGUCUUCUUGGUCUUUCAGUAGGGCCACUAAGAUGGCUCAGUGGCUGAGGACGCUUGGUGCCAUGUCUGAUGACCUCAGUUUGAUUCCGGAAACCACACAGUAGGAGAGAAGUGACUCCUGCAAGUUGUCCUCUGACCUCCACCAUAUAUACACACAGAUAAAUGCUAAAAAACUCGUAUUUAAAAUCUAGGCUAUGUUCCCAGGCUAGAAUUUGGUUUUGCUUUAUUGGCAAGCUGUUAGACUGUUUACUGUUUCAGGAUGCUGGUUGUCAUGCGCACAGGUAAUUAGUGUAAGUAUAAAGUAGUUUUGUUCAGUCGUGGGCCACAGCAUUUCUUUCCAGAGUUGUUGAGGGCCUAUAGAAGAACUGCUGGAACGGCAGGACCUUUGAGAACAUCAUUAUCUGGUCUGUGAUUAUAAUGGCAACUCCAGCAUCUCCCUCACUAGACAAGUUAAUAAGCUGGGCAUUGUGGUACAUACUGAGUGUGGAGAACUCCAGUGUCCACGCUAAGUAUCCUGAGGCUGUACAAGGCCAUUGGGGAUCCUGGAGAAUAAAGGGAAUGGGGAAGGACACGAGGAACGAGGGAAGGAGGUGCUUCUUGGGUGACUGUUCAGUGUCUGCUACAUGACCAAAUAUCCCAGUGCACAACAGCUUACAACAACAUAGGAAUUUUUCACUCAGAUCUUUGGGGUCAGGACUUGGAAAUGGCUUAGCUAUGAGCCUCUGGUUCAGGUACUCACAGGGCUGUGCUCUCGAAGGCCUGUCUGCAGCUGAAGGAUCGGUUUCUGAGCUAACUUACACAACUGUCUUUCACCACAUGGGUGGGAGUCCCGGCAGGCAGAGUGUGUGUUUUCACAGUUGCUUCCCUCCCAGUGAAAACUAGCAAGGCAGAAAAACCACAGCAUUAGUCAUAGUGAGGUGGUGGUUUGCUGAUCCCACAGACGACAGACCUGACAGACAGGACACGAGAGAGCAUCACAGCCAGUGGACUUGCUAGACCCAUAUUUUUGUUUUGUUUUGUUUUUGAGGCAGGGUCUCAUGUAGUCCAGGCUAGCCCUAACUCCCUUUCUACUUCCAAAUGUUGGGAUCACCAUCAUGUAUGGUGUGCACCACCAUGCCCAGCUCUCUGGGAACCCUCCUCAAAAUGGUUAUCCUAGUGAUGUCGCCUCCUUCCUUCUCUGAAGGCACUCUAGUGAACUUGCUUAAGGCCAGGCUUGAGGGGCCAGCUUGAGAUGGCUUUGGUACAGAUUUGGUUUGUGAAUAUUGGGAAUGUGUUGGGGAACUACAUAAAGAAUGUCGGCUAGGGGACAGGAUGGGGGACACUUGGUCUUGCAGAAGACUCAAGCUCGGUUCCCAGCCCCCGGUGAGAGGCAGCUCACAACCGCCUGUAUGUGAGUCCACCUCCAGGGUAUCUUACUCACCCCGUCUGACCUCUGCCUCAGUGGGCGCCUACACACGGUACACCUAUCACCGUCCCUCAGGUACCUUCUUAAAAAUUAAAGAUAACUUUAGUUAGACCAAUUAAUAAUGUCUAUUCCUUCAACACUGAAUAUGAUAGUGGGAACAUGGAUCUGUUUGGAGAGAUAGAUGACGUUUCCUCAGAGAGCGACGAGGACCAGCGAGCACCUGCUCCAAGACGGCCUGUCAGCACAGCUGGAACUUGUGGAGUGCCUCAGAACCAGCAGGUGGAACGCCGCAUCUCUGAAACCAGAGUGAGAAUAGCAGUUCCCAGCAUCAAGUCCGACUUGGGAAAUGAGUUGUAUUUUGUUAAACUACCCAGAUUUCUCAGGAUAGAACCCAAACCAUUUGAUCCUCAGCAUUAUGAAGAUGAGUUUGACGAUGAGAAAGAGCUCUACGAGGAAGACAAAACGAGGUUAAAACUAAAGGUCGAAAAUACUAUACGCUGGAGGAUGUGCCGGGAUCAAGAAGGUUCUAAAACUAAAGAAAGCAAUACUCGGAUAGUCAAGUGGUCAGAUGGAAGCAUGUCCCUGCAUUUAGGCAAGGAAGUGUUCGAUAUCUACAAAGCCCCCCUGCAGGACAAUCUAAACCAACUGUUUAUACGGGAAGACACUGGGCUCCGAGGACAGGCCAUCUUUAAAUCCAAACUUACCUUUAGACCUCACUGUACAGACGGUGCCACAUAUAAAAAGAUGACCCUUUCAUUUGGGACCAGAAGUUCAAAGACACAGAUUAGAAUCCUCCCGAUGGCUGGUCGAGAUCCUGAAUGGCCAUGCCCAGAUUUGAUCAAGAUACAGAAGAAAGAACUGAGGGUAUCUACUCCCCGAAAAGUCCGUCUGCAGAGGAAGAACCAGAGGCAGAAGAACCAGCAGCGUACAGAUCCAGUUUCCACCAUCCAGAAGCCUAAGCAUGAUGUCGAAGAGGAGGAGGUGGUGGUGGUGGGAGAGGGAGAAGACGGGCGAAGCCAGGCCUCCAGCCUGGUUGCCACUAAGAGCCGUCAGCAGGGUGCAGCCAACGAGAAACAAGCCCCAUCUUCUUCAGAUUGCAAUCACGAGGGACUGGAAGAACAUGAAGCCAGAGGGUUACUCAAAGCAAAGAGACUCGGGAGUGACCAAGGAGACAAGCCCUUCAGGAGAGAACAAGGAAGAAAGAGGAAGACUGAAGAGUAACUGUGCAUUGGUGUCUAGCAUAGCCGUUAGAUUUCCCUCUGUCCUGGGACUGGUUCUAGGGCUUUGUGUGUGCUGAGCAUGCGUCCUACGACUCAGGUACAUCCCUCGCCCGUCAGAUCUACUGAAGACAGAACAGUUGUUCUGACCUACAUGAACCAAUGAGACGGGCCAUGCAGAAACCCCUAAAUUCCAUUCUCCUUUCAUGCAUAUAUAUUAUGUAUUCUUUGUUUUGUUUUGAAAUGAGCUGUCACCAGGUAGCCCUGACUGGCCUGGAAUUCACAAGAUGUACCUGCCUCUGCCUCCAGAAGACUGGGAUUAACUGUGUGCGGCACCACACCUCCCCUCUUUAAACUUUUAUAGCACUAUUCUGUAGCUGUCCAAUAAAACUAGUUAAUAUUAGCUCCAGGCUCAUCUAGAAUACCCAGAAGUCCUUAGCUUCGGUUUCAGUCAGGGCUCCUAUACAUGGUGCUGAUCUGAAGCCUCUGACAGACCCAUUACUCUCUAGGCAUGAACUCUACAGAUCAUGCAAGAAAGCUUAACAUUUGAACGGCAAAACCGUUUGGCAAUCUUGCAUUACAGGUGGUUUAGCCACACACACUUCAUCCCUGGGCUCAGCAGUGUCAACUGCCUCAGGGAACACAUGGUCCUCAGGGACCAACAGAUGGUGGCACUGUUCAGGCCCAGUGCAUAGCACUCUAGGCCUCUCAUACUUGGGAGAGCUGCAGCUUGCGCUGCAUGAACGUCCAUGACUCAUCAUCCUCAGGAGAAUAAACACAGCCAUUUUUAUUCAUGAAACAGUGAUGUCAGCCAAGCAUGGCUGACUUACAGCUCACACCUGAUUGCAGCAUUUGAAAGACUGAAGCACUUUGAGUCUGAGCCCAGCCUGGGACCUUCAGUAAUGUACUUCAAGUAGAUUACUGCUAUACUUGAACCAAAAAUAAUUUCAUAGGGUUUAAUUUAUACUCAUUCUUGUCUGUCCAUAAAACUAAACUGACAUAUACAAAGGGCACAUUUUGCAGUAAGGCAAAGGCCAUUGGGCAUCAGUCACCCCCACCCUACCCUCGGAGUCAGUGAAACAUAUCACAGACAGGCACAACUGUGCACUGAUACAAAGAUGGCUGACUACAGACCAUUCUGCAUGGUUCCACAUGGUGGUGCAGGCUACAGAUUGGGCGGCUCCAACAGACUUAAUGCCUUACAUUCCUAGCACCAAGGCUGAGUCCUAGUGAGGACUUGCAGACAGCCUGCUACCUUCUUGCUGGUCCUAAAGAGCCCUUGAGGUCCCUUGAGGACCUUUCAUACCCCUACUUGCCUUCCAAAGGCCCAUCUCCAAAUCCCACCACCACUCCAAGUUAGGGCUUCAGCAGAGGAGUUUGGGGAGGGAUAAAAAUAGAGUCCAUAAGGCGGGAAAGAGUAGCUCAGGAGAAUGAAAAAGCUUUGUCUUUUACUAAUAAAUCAGCUUAGCAAACAAAGCAGGUUUUCUUCAUACACAUGGUGUACUCUGUAACCAUUCCUUCUCCUCCCCACGGUAAGCUUGUUCCUGACGGAGGCUGUAAGGAGUGAGUGUCAGAUUCUAAAACUAAAGGGAUUUUUUAAAGUCUGAAUAUAGGAUAUUUGAUAAACUUUAAUAAAUUUACUUGUUUCUGUAUGGAAUGUUUAAAUGCCUCUAGUCUUCAAAAGAAACUUUAUUGGGUUAGAAACUGGGUGGAUUAUACUUGUUAUUUAAAUGUCAGAAAAUUAAUUGCUUUUCUACUUAUAAAACAUUUAGAGUGUUCUGAUAUGUAUUAGGAGAACUUUAAUGCCUGACUUCAAAGGAUGGAGAACUAUACACUGCCGUAAAGGUCUCUUCAGGUGUCAAACCAAGACAAAUGUAAUUCAGCCACAGGACUGAGACAAAUAAAGCAGGCAUGUGGAAUCACAA